Molecule: messenger RNA, 2019 nt
Organism: Conger conger (European conger)
Lineage: Eukaryota; Metazoa; Chordata; Actinopteri; Anguilliformes; Congridae
Gene: ube2na
Product: ubiquitin-conjugating enzyme E2Na
Exons: 4
Coding region: 97-561 (154 amino acids)
Source: RefSeq, a predicted model, not a curated record
GGCAAGUCUCCGGAAGGGGUCUACGCCUGCGUCGUCAGUGCGAACGGGAGAAGAAGCACACUGAAAGAGUCGCGACUAAAACCGCAUUAAGACAAGAUGUCGUCACUGCCCCGCAGAAUCACCAAGGAGACGUCUCGCUUGAUGCUGGAGCCCGUGCCGGGGAUCAAGGCCCAGCCGGACGAGGGCAACGCGCGCUACUUCCACGUGGUCAUAUCCGGGCCGCAGGACUCCCCGUUCGAAGGAGGGAUCUUUAAACUCGAACUCUUUCUCCCAGAAGAGUACCCCAUGGCAGCCCCCAAAGUGCGCUUCAUGACCAAAAUAUACCACCCCAACGUGGACAAGCUGGGGAGGAUUUGUCUGGACAUUUUGAAAGAUAAGUGGUCCCCAGCCCUGCAGAUCCGCACAGUGCUGCUCUCCAUCCAGGCAUUACUAAGCGCUCCCAACCCUGACGACCCGCUAGCUAACGACGUGGCUGAGCAGUGGAAAAGAGACGAAGCUCACGCCAUCGAGACAGCCCGGACCUGGACCAGGCUUUACGCUGGAAAGAACAACGAGCUGUAGGGGAAGCCUGACCCGGUCCCAGAGACCCGGUCAACCCAGACCUCUUCUUCCAUCAUUUGCAUUUAAAGGACACAGUCUUAGGAAGAAAAACAAACAAGCAAACCAGUACAAAAUGUGUACUUCCUCCUAUGUGGAUACACACACACAUACACACACACACACACACACACACACACACACACAUGCGUGCACGCACACGUGAGGACAAAAGUCCGCUCUCCAGAUCUUUGGUGAUAAAUGCACAUUAGCCAAUCUGUUGUCUUUGUAUUCACUGUUGCAACGCAUGGGAAGUGGCCUUCUGUCCAAUGUGGGUUUGGGCACCGCCCGGCUCUUGUAACUGGUGUUGAACCGGCACUGGUCUGUCUCACUGUCUCGCUUCUGUGGGGGUGGCUUCCUUUUUUUUCCUUUUUUUUUUUCCUCAAUAUUUUCAUCCUGUGAUGAGUUUUCAGGAGCCCUGUCACGGUUGCACUAUGGAGAAACUCCAAUGUUGGUCUUAAAACAAUAAUAGUGAAGCCAAAAAAUACGUAAAACGCAAACAGGAAAUGGCUAAAGUUGAGAAAUAAGGCGAGUCACUGAGCCGCCAUGGCAACCAUCACCGCCAUGGCAACCAUCACUGCCAUGGCGACCGUAACCACCUGCAUCGCCCUCUCUGGUGCCCGACCCUGUGUUCACACAGGUCUGUCUGGGGAAGGACAGCCAAGGCGUUCUACGUCUUAUGCAGAGAGGAAGAUACCCAAUACGCUAAAAGCCACCUUGACGAUCCAACCAGGACAGAUGGAUGAUAUUAGACUCCUCACCCAGACAGCAGCACAGGGAAUCAGAGACGGUGUAGCCCGCUGCGCUCAGCUCUUAAUAGGCCGAUGAGACUGAUGUUUCUGAUGUUUUGACGCCAAACGACGUUGUUUUCGAGUCAAGAACUCCACCGUCUCUGAUUUCAGGCUAGUCCCGGGUAAGUUGUCUCAUAUAUGCGGUAAAUCUUGUGUACAGUAUUUUUUUUUUUUCUACUUUGGUCUGUUUUCUUUGUCUAUUUCCCACAAUCCCCUUUUAAUUGGGUUGCCCCUCUUGGGUGUGGUGGGCCUUUGGUACUCUUGGGCUGGCAGGACGUUACUGUACCACCAAUGAGCUCUCAGCCAGACUUCCCCCUUCCUGCCUUUACUUUAACAUGGCAGCCCUGCCAUGGACAUCCUGGAUUGCGGUGUUUGUUUGCCUGUUUGUUUGUUUGUUUUGGGUGGGGUUGUGGGGGGUGGGGGGUGGUGGGACGAACUACAAGGCGAUCGCCAAGGCCUGGCGUAACUCCAGCCGUCCUCGGUUCUCUGUUCCACGGCUGUAGUAAGAUUCUCUGAUUGUAAAUUCAUUCUUUAUAUGAAAACCCCGAAGUGGUUUUCAACUUGUCAUAAUGGUAUGAAAACAGUCCGCCUGCAUAGUCUCUUUCUGUAAAUAAAAUCUGUUGAUUAAUAA